Messenger RNA from Annulohypoxylon maeteangense, 2520 nucleotides. RefSeq lists its product as uncharacterized. Gene Ontology annotation, biological process: actin cytoskeleton organization. The record is from RefSeq and is a predicted model, not a curated record. Gene Ontology annotation, molecular function: actin binding. NCBI's taxonomy places the organism in Eukaryota, Fungi, Ascomycota, Sordariomycetes, Xylariales, Hypoxylaceae. The transcript is spliced from 4 exons. Bases 1 to 2520 code for a protein of 839 amino acids.
AUGGCUGCGUUGGUCCAAACAUAUCCUCAGCAAAGUGGAACAGUAACAUUGCUUCAGACUAGACCAAGCUCAGCUUCGGGAAGGAUGCCAGGACCAUCAGGAACUCAGCCUAACCCGGCGUACAUGGGUAAUUCGCAAAGGAACAAUUAUCAUGGUCUGUCUAAUAGUGUUGGAGGAGGGCAGACUGUAUAUCGUGGCAACACCUCCACACCGGUUCAGCCAUAUGCCUUCACAGCUACGCCAAAUCUAGCCAACGGCGGACAAUGGCAGCAGUACGGAGCCUACCGUUCGUCGACAAGUGUUCCGAAUAUGCAGAUGACAGAUCCAAACGCUUCGGCGCGUUCCCGUCCUGUAAAUUCCAACACACCGGGUAACAACACCAGUUACUCAUCAAUAUCCAAUGGGAUGUCUCAAGAUGAUUCUCGGGUUGCCGCUCCAUCUGGACCUCGGCCUCAGCUUGCACCGUUAAAUAUUUCUUCUAACCAACCAACAUUUGCACAGGUUGCUGCAUCAAAAGCAGCACCGGAACGAUAUAGACGACCGUCUGCGAAACACACAGACUCUUCGCCUGGCGUAAUGCAGGCACAGCAGCCGCAAGGUUCAGCAAUUCCAUCAGGUUCCGGCAUGGCCACCGUUGUUCAUCUUUAUAAUCCUCGAGCUAUGCCCGACCGGAAAGCAGGGAUGUCUAGGAAUUCAGUAGUAUCUGUGGGUAGGCCGCAUAGCGCCUACGGGUCCAUGGCUGGAGUGGCGGUGGAUGACAUGCAGCUAUAUCGGCAUCCUACCGAGGAAGAAGCUAAAAGAUUUCGACGGCGUAGCAUACACUCCAUCAAUUCUUCCGAUUAUCCCAACCCCCCGACCCCGCAGGAGUUCAAGAAAGCGGAAGAAUCAUUCCGCCUAGAAGCGUUAGCCGCGUCGAGGAAGCAUGGUAGUUCAGAUAAGAGCCAGAAAAUUGCACCUCGACCUGUUUCUGGCCUCUCUACCAAUGGACCAGUCGAAAAGAAUAGUAUGCAUCGCAUUAAUGGCAGUUCGGAAAGUCUUGUUUCGAGCGGGAGCAGUAAUUCUAGGCCAUCUUCGUCUGCCAACCGAAACUCCAGUGCAUCUGCCCCCACGGCAAGCCCCGCCUCCACCUCCACCUCUGCAGACAAGAAGACCGGCCACGAUCAAUCAAAGCAGGUGAAUAUCCCGCCUCGCGGUUCAUCAACUGAUGUCGGCAAACGAACUAUUAAUCCAUCUCCCUUGUCGAAACCGGUAACCAUGGGUACCGGAUCUUCGUCCGAUGACUCGGGAACACCCGCUAAUGCAUCGGAGCCGCCCCUAGCCAAGUCGUCGGCGCCGACUUCUGGUUCGAUGGCCGAUAGUCCUGCGGCUAAGCAGCUCGCUGCAAUUAAUGAGAAGGGAGGAAAGUCUAAGAGCAAGACAUCGCGGCUGCGACGAGCUUUCUCAUUCGGCAGCGCAGCUGAACUUAGGAAGGCUGCCGGCCAAGACAUCACCACUUCCGACGCUGCUAAGAUAUCGCAAAAUGAGACCUCAAGAUUGCACAAGGAUCCCAGACCUGAGGAUCUUUACGAGGAGGAACAGGCACGGAUUGCGCAGAAGCAGGAAGAGAGCGGAAUCGGAAGCAGUAUCUAUUCUGGCACUAAGCUAUUCUCCGGAUCGACCGAUAACCUUUCGAUCUCUUCGACGGCAUCAUCUGCAUCAAUCAUGCUCCGUAAGAUGGGACGUGGGAUGAAGAAAGGUGGUAGGUCGUUAGUUGGAUUGUUCCGACCCAAAUCCAUCAUCGGGUCGCCUGAGGAUUUGAAAUUGCCCGAAGUUUCUCAGGCCGAAGUGUCCAUGGUAACAGUGGAAGCCGAGCGCGAAAGGGUCAACGUCAAUGUCGAUCCUCAUUCACAACAAGCUGGUGGUACUGGCUUCCCCCAUCUAGAAAAUAAUUCGGUGGAUGUGACAGUCGAUGCCCUAUCAUCCGAUCGUCUUGGGAGUUCAGGCACAGAUAAUUCUGGUGCAAGAAAAAGCAUAGUUGGUGGUGAAAGGGAGAGAGCUGAGGUACUCGCAACGAUUCGAAAGGGUAUCUUGAAAACUCGCAGCAACUCUCCAAGCCCAGUAAACCGGGGACCUGAGCUUAAAGGUCCUACAUUCGAUCUUCCGACAAUCCCCAACGUUUCGAACUCUCCCAGUUCCAGCGCUCCGAGCACCCCGAAUGAUGAAGUACAGGGUCACAGACGCAGCGGGUCUGUUGCUAUCGGCAGUGAAGACUAUUUCGUGUCAGCGCUUCGCCUUCGUCAAGACACUAGGAGUGCACCGACAACACCUCAAGGUAGCGGUAGCAAGCGAAAUGCCACGUUCAGCCCACGGCUCAUCUUCUACGACACCUGGCCGAGUGGCGAGUAUGACCGUCGUGGCGAUAUCGCAACUUGCAAUCGCCUGACGCCAAUGCUUGCCCAACAAAUCAAGGAGGAAUUGAACAGUUUCAAAAUGGAAAUGGAAGUUCACGAGACGUCCAAGAUUUAUACGCACUUUUUCUAA